Messenger RNA from Penicillium pulvis, 2049 nucleotides. Its product is annotated as Zn(II)2Cys6 transcription factor. Gene Ontology annotation, cellular component: nucleus. The record is from RefSeq and is a predicted model, not a curated record. Gene Ontology annotation, molecular function: DNA binding; zinc ion binding; DNA-binding transcription factor activity, RNA polymerase II-specific. Gene Ontology annotation, biological process: DNA-templated transcription; regulation of DNA-templated transcription. Bases 1 to 2049 code for a protein of 682 amino acids. NCBI's taxonomy places the organism in Eukaryota, Fungi, Ascomycota, Eurotiomycetes, Eurotiales, Aspergillaceae. The transcript is spliced from 4 exons.
AUGGCCUCUCUACGAAAGAACGGUCUGCUAUCCUCGUGUGAGCCCUGUCGCAAGUCUAAACUCCGAUGCGACCAUCAAUUUCCAACAUGUGCGAGAUGCGCUCGAACGAGCAAGUCGGACCAAUGCAUCUAUCGCCGUUCACCGACAAGAACAGCCAACUCCGAAUCAGCGACAUUGACGCCUACGUCAACCCCCCAGCCAAUCCAAGAUGCAGCUUCAGUUUCAAUCCGCGAGAGUCAGUCGGCUCUCAAAAGGAGACGGCUGUCACAGUGCGAAUACCUCGGAAUGACAAGUCAUUUCACUCUUUUCCAAGAAAGUACCGAUAACUUGGCGAUUUCACUUCCCCAUGAGGAGAGAGCCAACGUCAACAUUCAGGACCCGAUCUCGAACACGAUACCCAUCGAAAGCGAUGCAGUACGCCGAGGUGCACAUAUUCUUCAACUUCUAGCAAAUCUCCCAAUCUAUCAGAGAAUCACAGAAGCUUCGAUUAAAAUGACGCAAGAAAGCGGUGUUCUAAGCAAGCCUGUCAUUGAGCUCACUUUCAAGUCCCUGAAAAGAUUCGCAGGAUCACAAUCAUCUACUGACUUCUCUGCGUUGCUCAGUCGUUCACGAGAGAUUUUUGGCCUGUUCUCAUCCCCAAUCCCAAUUCACUCCUCAGUCAGUAUAAACGACUUCAUGUUAUCCAUGUCAUGCAGGUGGGAGAUCAUCGGCUUGGCUUUCUCCUGCUUAGGAGUAGCUACCGCGCUGCCCGGUGAUUGGGACUCAAUAGUCGAAGGCAAGCUCGUCGGAUCUAGGAAAGAUUUAGGAGAACUAGCAUUGUCAGCAACAGAGACAUGCUUGUCAUUUUGUAAUGAAGCCGGCGUGUUGAAUGAUGCCGUCAGUUGGCUCAUUUCCCAACGACUCUUCCUCGCCACUCUGGUCCACGGCGAUCGAGACUACCGGGCAUGGAGAGCAUUAGGAGAUCUUUCAACAAUCAUUUUCACCCUGGGCCUCAACCAACCUCCCUGCGACGAGGAUGCGCCUUUUUGGCUCGUGGAAACUCGAAAACGUGUAAUGGGCAGUGCUUUUAGCUCGGACAAGCAAAUGGCUACAUUUCUAGGAAGGCCUCCACGCAUCAGUUGGCGCUUCUGUGACAUCACGCUACCCCUUGAUCUCAGUUUCGAUGAUAUUAUUGCAGAGCCAGAGGUCCGGGACAGGGCGAUCAGCAAACUCGAUGCUGAUGGUUGGAAUACAGAGAAGAACGACACACAAGCAGUCUGGCUGAGGGCUUAUUUGAUUAUGGGCCCUGUGCGAGAAAGCAUUCUAGAAUUAUCGCUAAAGCAGCAAGGCGAAAAUCUCCCGGCGAAAAUUGAGGAGCUCUUACAGCAGUCUCAUCAGGCCUGGUUAGGUCUCCCUCCAUUCCUCCAUCGACCGCAGGAUUAUGCAACAUAUGGUCUAGACUUCAAACAGAGUGUCUAUCUCCAGCUCCAUCUGGACUAUCUCUACGAUCAAUUUCUGCUUUUUCGAAUCCUCUCCAAACGUCAAAACACCUGGUCCCCAGAUCUUGUCAAGGUUUCCCAUGAGAUCCUGAGCGAAGUGCUAUUGCUUAUUGAAAGCCGGGUGCGGUCCAUGAGACUAACUCCCGAAUUGUCUUGGGUGAUAUCCUUCUUCGGUCUUCCAUCAGCCGGCGUUCUUUCUAUUGAACUCGUCCGCCGCGCUUCUCAACAGUCUAUCGACCCGUCCGAUCCUUCAAGUUCGGCACAACAUUUUUACCGUUCACGAGUUAUACAGGACCUAAGCAUAUUCGCAUCUUAUCUCCGAACGAUCGUUCAAUCCCAUGAAGGGAAUUACGGGAUAUGUCAGCAGGCCCGAGAGACAAUUGGCCGUGUGUUAGACUUUAUCUUGUCCUCCGAAAUUGCCCAAUCGGCUCCUCUCAACAUGAACAGUAUUGUACCGGAUCCCCAUUCUCCGAGUUCCACUGAUAUGGCCAAUAUCUUGGACUAUAAUUAUUAUAUCUCACAUCUCGAUAAUUGGCAAUUCGAGCUCCCAGAUACUUUGCUGAUGUUUUGA